Messenger RNA from Adineta steineri, 1530 nucleotides. The record is from the annotation of a GenBank genome assembly. Lineage: Eukaryota; Metazoa; Rotifera; Eurotatoria; Adinetida; Adinetidae.
AUGAAUGAUCUAGCAUCAUUAAGAACAUUACGAAGUCAAUGCGCUUAUAAAGAAGAUGUUGAUGUUCGAAGAGGAGAAAAAAUAACUGGUGGAAAUGGUAAAGCACUUUAUAGAGCAGAAUUUAUUACUACAGAUGUUAUUAAAAGAAAAGAUACACCAAUUGUUUUACUUGAAAUGAUAGGAAAUGAUGCAGUUCUUGAAAUUUAUCAUUAUAUUACACUUUCUCAUCCAAAUAUUAUUGAAACUUAUGGUCUUGUUAAACCAAAUAUUGAAACAUUAAAUAAUCAAUCAAUUUUACUUUUACAAGAAUAUGCUAAAGAUGGUGAUCUUAGUAGAUUAUUAACUGAACGAAUUUUUAUUCCAUCAAAAUCUGUACUUCUUGAAAUAUUUAUUCAAGUAGCCGAUGCUAUGGUUUAUCUUUCGAAAAAUAAAAUUAUACAUGGUGAUUUAGCAUGUAGAAAUGUAUUAGUUGUAAAAUCACAUCCAACGAAUCCAAAACAGAAUUUAGUUAAAUUAAUUGAUUUUGGUUUAACACAAAAUGAAACAAUACCAGCACAUGUAGAGGUUGUAUAUCCAAUACGUUAUGCAGCUCCAGAAAUUCUACGUAAUAAUGGUCGAUCGGGUUAUUCAUCAAAAUCUGAUGUUUAUUCAUUUGGUGUUCUCAUAUGGGAAGCUUUUUCUCCUGAGAAAAUAAUGCCAUAUGAUUUUAUUUCAAAUGAUGAUGAAGUUCGACAACGAAAACUUAAUGGUGAAAAAUUGAAACAACCAAAUAAUUGUGAUUCAGAGAUUUGGGCAGUUAUGCUUCAGUGUUGGGAAAAUAAGCCUGAAGAUCGACCCAGUUUCGAAACAAUACAUUCAAAAUUAAAAAAUAUUCAAAACAAAAAUACAUCAUCACCUCGAUUAAACAAUAAUGUUUCAAGUCUGUUCAAUUCUAAUUAUAAUACUGAUCAAACUAACACAUUGCAAUACAUAGAUGAUUCUCAAACACUCAAUUAUGAAGAUAGCUAUAAGAAUUCACCUAGAUUAUCAUUAUCAUCUUCUUCUAAAUCAGAUUAUGAAGGUGUUUUGCCCUGUGAAUUUUGCCAAACACAAUAUUCUAUUCUUGAGCUUGAUACUCAUCAGAUAAACUGUUCGGAUAAUCCACAAAAUUUUAAAAGAAAAUCAGAUAGAAAUCCUAGUCAAUUAUCUUUUGAAUCAGAACGUCCAUGCUCAUCAAAUUCUAAUAAAAAUAGACAUAGUAAACAAUCAGAUACAGCACCAUUGCCAUGUGAAAUUUGUAAUAAAUCAAUUGAUAAAUCACAAUUUGAAAAACAUCAAAUGCAAUGUGCUAAGGAUGAAAAAGAUCGUAUUGAAAAAAAAAGAAGACAAAUUGAAGCAGAAGAUAAUCCAGAAUUUUGUAAUGCAAAAUAUUCAAUAGAUGAAUUCGAUAAUCAUCAGAAUACUUAUUCAUUAAAUCGAUCGAAACCAACAUCUGUGAUAAAUCCAGGGAAACUUGAUGAAAAACCCAGCAAUAACAAAGAAAAGCCGUAA